Messenger RNA from Armigeres subalbatus, 2586 nucleotides. RefSeq lists its product as uncharacterized. The record is from RefSeq and is a predicted model, not a curated record. The transcript is spliced from 5 exons. Lineage: Eukaryota; Metazoa; Arthropoda; Insecta; Diptera; Culicidae. Bases 1 to 2586 code for a protein of 861 amino acids.
AUGCCUAGAUCCGGCGACUUUCAAGUAAUCUACCAGCAAAUCCUGCGGCAGAAUCAAGCGAUGGCGGAGCAAAACACCCGGCUGAUGGAGAUGAUUGAACGUUUCGGCAAUCAAGAAAACGUUUCCAAUCGGUUGGCGGGCAGCCCGGAGUUCAUCAUCGAAUCUCUGGCAUCGAACAUCCGGGAAUUCGUUUGCGAUCCAGAAAAUGGGCUCGUGUUCGGCCGGUGGUACCGAAAGUACGAAGACCUUUUCCUAAAGGAUGGAGCAAAUUUGGACGAAGCGGCAAAAGUGCGGUUGCUGUUGAGAAGCCUCAGCGUGACGGUACACGACAAGUAUGUCAACUUCGUGCUCCCAAAGCACCUCCUAACGAAGCGCGACGCGGACGACUUUCUAACGUACGCUGGGAUGGUCAACCGAUGCUGUGAAGACUUCGAGCUCAGCAAGAUCACGACGGACCAAUUCAAGAGUCUGAUUUUCACAUGUGGGCUCCGAUCGUCGAAGGACGCUGACAUCCGAACGAGACUCCUAUCCAAGCUUGAGGCUAACGCGGCGGAUGAAAGCACUCUGGAAUCACUCAUCACGGAGUGCCAACGUCUGCAAAACCUCAAGCACGACACGGUCAUGAUGGAACACAAGAAAUCGAGAAGAAGAAGACUAAGUCCGAAGGUCCAAAAAACACCCUGCUACGUCCGGGACUGCACCUACACGAAGCACGUUUGUCGGGACUGCAAGCAAACCGGCCACAAAGAAGGGUUUUUUGGCAGCUACACAUCGAAGGCGGCACUCAAGAAGAAGAAGCACGUGAACGGAAUUUUCUCCAUCAACCAGGUCAGCUGCACUUCUAGACGGAAGUUCCUAACGGUGGAUAUCAACGGGUCUCAAGUCACUCUGCAGUUGGACACCGCGUCCGACAUCACCAUCGUUUCGAAGAAGCAGUGGAAGAAGAACCUGGGCUCGCCAACGCUGACUCCCACAACACGGACUGCCCGGACUGCGGCGGGUGACGCUUUUCAUCUACUUGGUGAACUCCGAUACCCAAUCAAACUCGAAGGUGUCACCAAAACCGCAACUUUCUACGUGACCAACAACAGCAUUACCCUGUUCGAUCUGGACUGGAUCGAGCUGUUCAAGCUGUGGGACACCCCGCUAUAUGCAAUCUGCAACCAGGUCCACGUUGCCGAUGGUCAAGUCAAUCAAAUCCAAGUGUACAAAGCUGCGUAUCCCGAAGUGUACAAGAAUGGCCUCGAACACUGCAAGAAGAUGAAGGUCCGACUCUAUCUCAAGCCCGAUGCCAAACCCGUUUGCAAGCCGAAAUGCCCAGUUCCUUUCACGUCCAUGGAGAAGAUCGAUGCGGAGCUGGACCGACUUCAAUCGCUGGGCAUCAUCACCCCUGUCGAUUUCUCGCAGUGGGCGGCUCCGAUCGUCGUAGUGAAGAAGCCCGGAAGAAAAGUACGAAUCUGUGCCAAUUACUCAACUGGACAGAACGCUGCCCUGGAGCCCAAUCAUUACCCGCUACCGGUCCCUGAUGACAUAUUUACUAAGCUUAAUGGGUGCCGGUAUUUCAGCGUCAUCGACCUGAGUGACGCCUAUCUUCAAGUGAAAGUUGACGACGACUCGAAGCAGCUGCUCAGCCGCUCCAGGGGCCUUCCAGCAGUUGAUGAACAGAAUGGUUGUCGAUCUCGAAGGAGUGGACACGUUUCUGGACGACAUCUUCGUGGCCAGCAAAACCGAAGAGGAGCAUCACAAGAUGCUCAACGCACUGUUUCAACGCCUUUCAACGUCUACGGUUUCGUUCUGAGGGAAGAAAAGUGCCACAUGCUGCAGCCGGAGGUAAAGUAUUUGGCGCACAUCGUAGACGAGAACGGUCUCCAUCCAGACCCAUCCAAGUUGGAAGCCAUUGUCAAGAUGCCACCGCCCAAAAAUGUCACAACUCUACGCUCGUUCCUUGGUGCGGUGAAUUUCUACGCGAAGUUUGUCCCGGAGAUGCACCAACUGUGGCGGACACUCGACGCGCUGCUGAAGAUUCGUUUGGAACAGCGAGUGCCAGAAAUCGUUCAGGCCCUUCAAGGAAGUACUCCAUCCGUAAUCGGUGCCUGCCUUCUACCCAGGUUCCCCGAUGGCUCACUCAAAGCUGUUGCACACGCUUCCCGCUCACUCACCCCCGCGGAGGUAAAUUACGGACAGAUCGAGAAGGAAGGUCUUGCACUGGUGUUUGUCGUAACGAAAUUCCAUCGGAUGCUGCUCGGACGCAAGUUCACCCUCCAGACGGAUCAUCAGCCACUCCUGCGGAUAUUCGGACAAAAGAAGGGUAUUCCGUUUGGAUAUGCCGACGUAAUGUCCCGCCUCAUCAACGGUUACGUCAAACCAGAGGAGGACUUCAUCAUCGCAUCGAUUCAACUGGAAGACGACAUCGAGAUUCCACUCCAGAAAGCCAUCAGUUCGCUGCCAGUUUCGUUCAAAUCGGUGCGCGGCGCUUCUCUCCAGUGCCCGUUUCUCCAACAAGUGAUCCAGUACAACCAGCGUAGAUGGCCCUCCAAAACCCUGAAGUUCGCCCUUUCUUCGCUCAUCGAGACGCUCUAUCGGUAG